AUGAAUAAAACUAGCAAUUACACUUCUUCUUCAACCUUUAAGUUAUUUAACAACAAAAAUAAUAAAUCAAAACUUGAUACUACAACCAAUAAUGGCAAUAAUGCUAGUAUGAUAAAGAAGGAAAUCAAAUAGCAAGGAAAUUAAUAUUCUUAAUUAUAAUCAGCUAGACCAAGAACUCAAUCAGUAUAGAAAAAGGAAAGUGUAAGUAAAGAAAAAUAGUAGCCUUUAAAACAGUAUGAAUAAUAGAUGUAAUAAUUAGUUUAGAUCCUCAAAAGAGAUUAGUGACAAAUCCUAAUUCAAGUGCUGAAAGAGCCAUAAAUAAAUAGAGAACACUUUCAACUUCAAGUAGAACAUCUACUUUGAGUCCACAAUCAAGAGUUAAGCCAUUAGCAACUAAAAAUAACACUUAAUAGUAAUAAUAAUAAUAAUAAUUGAAUAAUUCAAAUUAAUAACCCACUCCGAGAUCUGUAAAAAAGUAAAUGUUCACUUCUUCAAAUGUUAAAGAAAGCAAACUUAAUGGUAAUAUAAUAAGCAAGAUGAAACCUAAUUAUGAGAAAGGCAAAAGUUUACCAUUUAAGAAAGAGAGUCCUGCUAUAAAAUUACAUAAAUAGGAUUCAAAUACAAUAUCAUUAUAAUCUAUUUAAACUAGAUCUUCUAAAUAGAGUUUAAGUGUUCAUAAAUCAAUAACUAUAAAUAAGAUGGAUUUAUUUUAAAGAUCAAAAACUCCAUAAAAUAAGAAUCUACCAAAUGAUCCUUUUUAUGUAAUCAUAAUCUUAUUAUUUAGUGUAUCGUUAGACCAAUGUUUAAGGAUGCAAAAUAUUAUUAAACGUCAUUGAUUCAUUAUCAUUAUGAACAAGUAAGAAAUAAAUACUCACCUUAUAAUAUCCACUUUGAAUUAGAAUAUUCAACAAAAGAAUUAAAAGAAUAUUUUAAUGAUUUAUUUUGUGAACAUUUUUAACAAUCAUUUACUUGUUUAUAAUAUUGUAAAAGAUUAACUCAAACUUUAAAAUAAAAUAAUAAGAUACAAUAAUUACCUCCAAUUGUAAAUCACACAAAAACAUUAGUAUUCGAUUUGGAUGAAACACUUUUGCAUUGUAAUGAAAAUGUAAAUGAUCCUACUGAUUAUACAAUUAUGGUGAAUAUGCCUAAUGAAGGAAUGGUUAAGGUAAUAAUGUUAAUAAAAUUUAGACAAAAAUUAAUGUAAGACCAUAUUGUUAAUAGAUGUUGAAAUUAUUAUCGAAUCAUUUUGAACUCAUUUUAUUUACAGCAGCUUAUUAAUAUUAUGCUGACAAAGCUCUUGAAUUAAUUGAUCCAGAUAGAAAAUUAUUUUAAUAUAGAUUUUAUAGGGAGAGUUGUUUAGAAAUAGAAGAAGGACUUUUUAUAAAAGACUUAAGAGUUAUUGGAAAUCGUUAGAUUGAAGUAAAUUAACUUAAUAUUUCUUUUAGAAUUUAUUAUUAAUUGAUAAUGCUCCUUAUUCUUACUGUUAUUAAAUAGAUAAUGGAAUUCCAAUAAUUCCUUUUUAUGAUAAUAAAUAUGAUAAAGAAUUAGUAUUUUUAACUGAUUAUUUACUUAAUUUAGAAAAAGGUAAAUAAUGGACAUAUGCAAAUAAAGUGCAUUUUAGAACAUACUUAUAUUAAUAAAGUCAUACUGCAGAGGAAUGUCUAAAAGAAAUGUUUAAAGCUUAUGAUAUAUUAACAUAUUGA
This is a messenger RNA of Paramecium pentaurelia, 1703 nucleotides long. Lineage: Eukaryota; Ciliophora; Oligohymenophorea; Peniculida; Parameciidae. The record is from the annotation of a GenBank genome assembly.